Didymodactylos carnosus is the source of this 1634-nucleotide messenger RNA. Lineage: Eukaryota; Metazoa; Rotifera; Eurotatoria; Philodinida; Philodinidae. The record is from the annotation of a GenBank genome assembly.
AUAUUUUAUAGAUCAUAUUUUUGGAUCUUUCUCUCUCAGUUUCACAAUUCCUCACGACUACUAUACAUCAUUCGAAAGCUGGACAAACAAACAUUGGUGAGAAAAGAUUGCUGGAUACCGCAGGAUAAACAUGAAAAACAAAAUCGUUUUUCUUUCAACUAACAAAAUUCUGCCAGAUCUUGUAGGAAAAAACUUGUGGAUUGAAUAAGUCCAAAAGUCUUGCGUUGUUUCUUACCCGAUCCCAGUACUUUAAUUUUGUCGAACUUCCACGUUGAAAAAUUAUCGAGAUUUUUAGAUUUUCAUCAAAAAAAUGAAAAUCAAGUAAAAAUUUCGAAAUGCAAAUCAGUCAACUCAGUUGUUGGUCCGAAUUCCCAAUAUGAUGUUUUUAUUGCAUAAAAGUUGAGUUUGUAUGGAGAAAAUUGAGAAUUACGAGCAGAAUUUUGGCAACUCUUUUCCGCUUUGAAUAUUUCAUACGAGAGAGUUAAAAAAAGUCCAUGAAAAAAUUCUCAAACUUUUUUUGCCUACAUCUCCAUCUUCAAAUCUCUCGAUCACGCCUUUCGCAUCUAUUUCCUUGAUCAUAAAAGUUGUUUUCGCUUUUUUUAAGGUUUUGCUUUACAAUACCAUCGUUGAUAGUGAUAGUAUUCACGGAAGCGUCACUUCGUUUAUAUAAUGCACUGGUACAUCAACCGGGUACUGUUGUCAGUUGGGAUGCGACAGGAUCAAUCGUUCGAAACAACAACAAUGAUCUUCGUCUCUGUUACGAAUUAACACUAUCAGUAUCCAAUACAGCGCCACAUGAUCGUUCAAUUCCGAUAUCGUUCCUUAUAUCAUCUGAUCAUUCUCAGCCAAUAAUUGAUUUUUGGCUUAGUAAAUUAAAAUAUGGUUAUAUGGUUAUAUGCUUCUAUCUGCUUCACAACGGAACCAAUGAUCGGUAUCAAUUACGAGAAAUAAAUAAUCACAAUCAAGAUGAUCCAAAUCAAGCUGAUCAAGAUAAUUGUGUCAUUUUCAACGAAGUAACCGUGCUGGAAACCAUAAACUCUGGCUUUAAAGCAAGUUUCACAGAAAUUUAUGAAAAUAUUGAAAAAUCACAUGAACAACAGCCACAAUCAUUAAUGACGGAUGAAGAUAGAAAGAAAACAGAUAGUAAUAUUAAAUUCAUUAAAUACAUUCUUAAAUGGUGUAUGCCGUCUGUUAUAAUUUGGUCAAAUUUAUUGGUUCAUCCAAAUAUCCAAAUACAACGAUCAAAUGCACAAUCAGAACGAGAAAUGGGGAUAACAAAAAUAGUCCAUUUAGGUGGAGUUGUGAACGGAAGAAUUGAUGUUGUAUUAGAUACAUUAAUUGAAAAACAAAUGGACACAAUCACGUUUUUUGCUGAACAUUAUUUUAUGAAUAAAUUAAAUCAACAAGUUCAAAUCAAAUCAAAAUUUGUCGCAGACUCAGGGGCAAGUCAUUAUGCUGCAUCUGUCAAUCCUGUACAACCGCCACCAAUCAAAAUUGAUUUGUCUCGUUAUACUGAUGAUGUACACAUAGCUUUAUCGAGUGCAUCAACUUACGAUUUUGUUAGUUAUUUGUCAUGGAAAGAUACUACAAAUUUGGAUAAUCUAUAUGGAUUCACACGUUAUUUAAAAACGUGA